This is a messenger RNA of Bactrocera oleae (olive fruit fly), 2616 nucleotides long. RefSeq names its product zinc finger Ran-binding domain-containing protein 2. Lineage: Eukaryota; Metazoa; Arthropoda; Insecta; Diptera; Tephritidae. The record is from RefSeq and is a predicted model, not a curated record.
AGAUAUUGACUAUUAAUAGAAUAUUAAACUUCUCUGGACCAAGGUAGCACAAGCAUUUGGCAUAUAUUGAAAGUAAUAGCUACAGUUCAAGUUCAAGUGACACUGAUCUCGAAACAUUUAUCGAUCUGACGAACGAAGUGGGUAAACCUUCCAAGCGUCACCAUGGACGUUAGCAUCAUCAUGCAGGAUGCAAUCGACGUGGACGUGAUCGUUCACGCUUACCUUCGGACUCUCGCGGACGAUCUCAUGGACGCUCUCGUGGGCACUCACGCGAUCAUUCACGUGAAUGUUGUGUCAAGUGUUGCAAUUUUUUCGUGAAGCCAGCCUUCAAAUAGCUUCCCACUGAUCAUUACCUGCGGCAUCUUCGGCGUUUGCGAUCACAUAUUAGAUCAAAAAUAGUAAGAAUAAGAUGUGGUGCACGUAAUUAAUUAAUCUAUAAUCAAAAUUUAGAUCUCGGUCCUGCCAAAUCGGCUUUUGAAAAUUUCGGCAGACCAGCGCAUUAUUUAGAUCCCUUGUAUACAUAUACGGAUUUCCUUGAUGUCAUACAGAUUUAUAGCGGCAUCGUUCGGUUUUGUAAUUUUUAUACCAAUAAACCGGGCUACACAGAGGUUUCCCAAAUAUUUAGUGAGUACGAAAUAGGUUUUACUUCCAACUUACUUUUCUAAAAAAAACAUUGUCUUGCUUUAAAACGAAGUAAACUUAUCAGUAUGGCUGGUGCAUACCAUAUAUUCGAUAUUGAAACUACUAAUAAACAAUCGAUAGAUGGAAUUAUAAAAAUUGCUCUAUUAAAUGUGUAUGUUUGAUACGUCAUGUAUUUCAACUUAAGCUACGGAUUACAAGUUAAUUACAAGUAUCUGCCCAUCACCGCCAAAUAUUGUUAUUAGCACUGGGGGUACAACAACAACUAGUCGCCAAAGCGCAUUAUCGCAAACGUUUUCAAACGUUGGCGCAUGAGUCACUAUGGCGCUCGUUUGGCGCUCACUACUGCUUUCUGCAUCGGCAACGUUGAGCAGAAUAGCUAAAACGUUUUUCCAACGUUUUGUUUGUGUAUAAAAGCGGCCGGCAGCCAUGCAAUCAGCAGCAGUUGAGCAACGAAGUGCACAACGAAAACAGUCAACAAAGUUAAAGUGAAGUGUGUGCAAAGAAAAUACAACAAUAAAAAAGGUGAGAAAAUAUUUAAAAAAUAAGUCUCCUAUUUUCCAAAAAGUAGAAGCGAAGAGGACAUGGAAGCCGUAAUGACAGAACCGAAGGCUGGCUGCAGUUACGAACCGGCAACGGCGAAAGCAAAACAAAAUGCCAAAGAUCAGAAAUUAUUGCAAAAGGCUGUAAAGAAAGCAUACAAAGCACAGAAAUUGCUAAACGAAGCUAUUAAGCGAUUGGAGGCUUCGAGCGAAAAGCAGAAGAAGAGGCACAAGCAGUCGAAACAUAUUGAAAAUAGUAGCUCUAGUUCAAGUUCUGGUACAAGCUCGAGUUCCAGUUCGAGUUCUAGUACGAGCUCAAGUUCUAGUGACACUGAUGGCGAAGCAUUUAUUGAUUUAACAAACGAAGUGGGAAAACCUUCAAAGCGUCACCAUAGACGUAAACACCAUCAUGGACGACGUAAUCGACAUGGACGUGAUCGUUCACGCUCACGUUCGCACUCUCGCGGACGUUCUCGUGGACGCUCUCGUGAUCACUCACGUGGUCAUUCACGUGGACGUUCUCGCGGACACUCACGUGGUCAUUCUUUGACACGUGAUCAAGAAUUGCGUCAAUUGUCGCAGUUUUUUCGUGGCGCCAGCCUCCAAACAGCUCCCCCCAUUCUACAUGGUCAUCACCAGCAGCACCACCGACGCAUGCGAUCACAUAUUAGACCCGAAAUAGUUGAUAGCGCAAACAGAGGAUCUCGCUCUAAUUCACACGAGCGUCACAAAAAAAACGAUCAUAAGAAAAAGCAUAAAAAGCGUCACAGCGCUAAGCAUCAGUCAAAACAUGAUGGUGCUGGAAGUGAAAAGCAUGCGUUUACAGGAGAGACAUGCUCUAAUUAUCCAUAUUAUUUAUGUUCACAUCCGCGAGAUCGUUCUUAUUUUUCAGGUAUACCAGCAAUAAUGGAUCAAUGCGGUACGAUGAUACCAGUUUAUUAUGACGAAGCGCGCAACUACAGACGGAGAGCACACAGUGAACCUCGACAUUAAAGGGAGCAGUGGUGGAGGAGUUGUGUUGUUUCAACGUCUAUAUUUUAUACAUUAACAUAUUAUUAUUUAACCAUAUAAAACUUAUAAAAAGACUUUAAAAAACGAACAAAUAAUGCGGAAAAAAAAGAAAAAGUAAAUAAUAUAUAUUAUAAACAUAAGUAUAUGCUAUCCAAACAUAUAUAAUAUACCAAGUAUUUAAAGGAAAUAUAUACAAAUAAAUAAUAAAACACAAAUUGUUGUUUUAUUUAAAUAGAAGAUAAACUAGCUAAUCUAAAUUAUAGCAUCUGAUGGAGCUGAACUAUUGUAAGUCAGUAAAAUGAAUCGUGGGUCCUAAAACCCAAUGAUCGUGUGGACUCACCACUAUAUGUGCAAAAAGAUGUGUAUGUGAGUCGAAACUCUUGCUCAGAUGAUAAUAAAAGUAUAUUAAAAUUUCUUUGCGAAA